Messenger RNA from Manduca sexta (tobacco hornworm), 2538 nucleotides. Its product is annotated as glucose dehydrogenase [FAD, quinone]-like. The record is from RefSeq and is a predicted model, not a curated record. Gene Ontology annotation, molecular function: oxidoreductase activity, acting on CH-OH group of donors; flavin adenine dinucleotide binding. The transcript is spliced from 5 exons. The coding region runs from base 103 to 2028 and encodes 641 amino acids. NCBI's taxonomy places the organism in Eukaryota, Metazoa, Arthropoda, Insecta, Lepidoptera, Sphingidae.
GACUUACGUGCCUCAUUUCGGCGUCGGAUAUCGCCACAGACGGACUGUUUUUAAUUUUAUAUACAAAAGAAACUGGACAAAAAACGAACUGUAUUUGGAACCAUGUUUUGUAAAUGGUUAGUGGUGGUGAUAUUAGUAUCGCUUGGUGUUUUGGCCGAAGAAGAUAGCGGGAGACUCUUCUCGUUCAUACAAAGUCCCAUAUUAGAAUUUCUUCUAAAAACUGCUGCCAACAAUUACGUGCCAAAUAAUGCUGGAGAUCCUUUUGACUUUUUAAGGGAUUCGUUUCCUUUGCCUGGAGGACUGAAGCAAGCAUACACCGACUAUGAUUACAUAGUAAUAGGCGCUGGAUCGGCGGGUAGCGUGGUUGCUUCUCGUCUGACCGAAGACAAUAAUGUCACGGUGUUACUACUGGAAACUGGCAAGCCAGAGAUGCUGGUGACAGACAUACCAGCACUGGCGCCGUACUUUCAGUCCACUGAAUACUCGUGGCAGUAUUACAUGGAACACGAACCGGGCGUUUGUUUGGGCAUGAAGAAUGAGCGAUGUUUUUGGCCCCGUGGUAAAGCCGUCGGAGGCACCAGCGUCAUAAACUACAUGAUCUACACGCGAGGUAGACCUCAGGAAUGGGACAGGAUUGCUGCCGCAGGAAACUAUGGAUGGUCUUACAAUGAUGUAUUGAAAUAUUAUAAAAAAUCCGAAAGAGCAAGCCUGGGGGGAUAUGAAAAGAGUCCGCAUAGAAACGAGAAUGGUGAAGUACCUAUAGAAUUUGUACCAGUCAGAACCAAACUAGUAAAGGCGUUCCUGGAAGCCGGCGAGUUACUUGGGCAUCCAACGGUAGACUACAAUGCGCCAGAAACUUUAGGAUUUGGAUAUUUACAAUCUACUUUGAGCAAAGGCCACCGUCAAAGCGCCGCUAAGACAUUCUUGCAUAAUAAGAAGUACAGACGCAACUUACAUAUACUACCGGAAAGCACGGCCACCAAAAUACUCAUAGAUCCUGGUACAAAGACUGCUUACGGCGUGGAAUAUGUCCGAAACAAAGUAAUUUAUACUGCCAAAGCUCGUCGAGAGGUAAUUUUAUCAGCAGGGCCGAUAGCAUCACCGCAACUUCUCAUGUUAUCAGGUGUGGGACCAAAAGACCACUUGAACUCUUUAGGCAUACCAGUCAUACAGGACCUUCCUGUUGGUCAAACGCUGUACGACCACAUUUGCUUCCCUGGACUGAUAUUUGAACUGAACCGCACGGGUCUAACAUUCCAUGAGCAUGAAGUGCUCAAUAUUCCAACGAUAGUGCAAUGGCUAAAAAACGGCGAUAAUAGUCUUUCAUCACCGGGCGGUGUAGAAGGAAUAGGAUAUAUUAAAACUCCAGUGUCUAGCGACCCUGAGCCAGUUCCAGACAUAGAAUUAAUCAGCAUCGGCGGAUCGAUAGUGUCUGAUGGAGGGCGUGAAGGCAGUAAAGCUAUUCGUAAGGGAAUGAGAAUAAAAGAUUCAGUAUUCGACGAAGCGUUUGGGAACCUAGACAGGUCAGGUAAAGAUACAUGGAGCGCAAUUCCAAUGUUAUUGCACCCCAAAUCUGUAGGAAGACUGGAACUGCGCGAUAAUAACCCUUUCAGUCACCCGAAGUUAUACGGCAACUAUCUAACACACGCCAUUGACACGGCAACAUUCGUCGCUGCAAUCCGCCACGUGCAAGAAUUAACAGCGACACCACCGUUCCAGAAAUAUGGCGCUAAGCUACACCAGGCCAAGUAUCCAGCAUGCCCUAAUGCUGACUUUAAUUCAGACGAGUACUGGGAGUGUGCGAUACGCACACUGACUGCCACGCUGCAUCAUCAGAUUGCCACGUGCCGUAUGGGUCCUGUUGGCGACCCUCAAGCUGUCGUAGAUCCUGAACUACGAGUACAUGGUAUCAAACAGCUUCGAGUUGUCGACACAAGCGUCAUUCCGUCCACUACGUCUGCACACACUCACGCGCCAGGCAUGAUGAUUGGUGAAAAAGCAGCUGACAUGAUCAAAUCAGCUCAAUGAAACCGACAUUGAUAAGACUGAAACUUUGAUUAUUGUAUGUAUAUUUUUUUUACUGGAAUGGAAUAUAUUUUGUAAUAUUGGAAAUGGGCAAACAUUAUUACGAGAGAUAGACACAAUAGAAUAAUUAAUCACGGAUGAUAAUAAAAAAGAUAUUGCUGAUUAUUGAUAUCACUUAAAACCAUUAAUAAAUAGUUUUGUAUCUUACGUUAUGGAUAAAUAUUUACGGAAAUAUAUUUUCAUGGUUCUAAAAUUAUAGACCAAAUCAUCUCAUUAAAAUACUAAUGCGUCACAUCAUCCUAAAAUUAUUAACUCAAGAACGCAUUGUUAAUUUAUCCGUACGUGCACUUCCUUAAACUCAGCUAAUUACAAAAUGUACAAAACAAUUUCCUGUUACCAACAAAAUGCGAAUGUAAAAUACUUUUUUGUAUCUUGUCUUGGUCACUUAGUGCGUCCAAGAUCAUAAUUAUGGUUUGCCCAAAAUAUACAUAUUAAUAAAAAUGCUAACACGAA